Schizosaccharomyces osmophilus is the source of this 1305-nucleotide messenger RNA. RefSeq names its product transcription factor TFIIE alpha subunit, TFIIEA, Tfa1 (gene tfa1). Lineage: Eukaryota; Fungi; Ascomycota; Schizosaccharomycetes; Schizosaccharomycetales; Schizosaccharomycetaceae. The record is from RefSeq and is a predicted model, not a curated record. The transcript is spliced from 4 exons. Gene Ontology annotation, cellular component: transcription factor TFIIE complex. The coding region runs from base 1 to 1305 and encodes 434 amino acids. Gene Ontology annotation, biological process: transcription initiation at RNA polymerase II promoter; transcription open complex formation at RNA polymerase II promoter.
AUGUCAAAUGCACCGGAGGUUGUGCAAAGACUAAUAAAAAUGAUCAUGCGGGCUUUCUAUGAGACUCGGCAUAUCAUUUUUAUGGAUGCUGUUUUAAGACACUCUGCCUUAACUGAUGAGCAAGCUGCUAUAUUGAUGGGUAUUCCUAUCAAAGAAUGUCGCUUUCUUGCGGGUAAACUCAGAGAAGAUCGUUUAUUGGCAAUUCAGAGUAGGGCAGAAGUGAAAGAGGGACAACAAAGGCAAAUCCAGACUACGUACUUUUAUAUCGAUUAUUGCUUCACGAUCGAUAGCAUCAAAUGGCGUAUGCAUCAGUUGGUCAAAACUGUCGAAGACAGGAUGCGUAGUGAUUUUGAUUCAAAAGGUUAUGUCUGUCCGUUUUGCCAGAAGAAAUAUUCAAGCUUAGAUGUACUAUCCUUGGUGACUCCAGAAGGUACUUUCUUAUGUAGUGAUUGUGCGACAGAACUAAAGGAUGAUGAAGAAAGCGCAGAAAUGAUGUCUAGUCAAAAGCGUUUAGGCCGUUUAAUGGGUCAAGUCAGCAAAAUCAUUGAGGCUCUAAAGCAAGUAGAUGAGACGGUUGUGCCUCAGAACAAUUUCCAAACUGCACUCGAAAGAGCUGUUCCUAUAUCAGUAGAGAAUCAAACCUUUGCUUCUCAAAGCGUUCCCAAAUCCAGCGCAGAUUUACGUAAUGCUACUUCUUCACCCUCAAUUACUGUUGACUUUUCUACAGGGGCAGAGUCUGCAGAGGAUGUUCGGAUCAAGAACAUGGACAAACAAGCUGCGGCUUUGCAAAAUACUGUUCCUGAAUGGCAUGCAAUGUCUACAAUUUCUGGUGGAAUUACUAGGGUAGGAGCCAAAAAUGCUAACUAUAGCAACAAUUCUUCAGAAACGGUGGAAGAAGAGGAAGACAAAAAGAAGGAUUUCAGUACUGAAAAGUCUGCAUUAGAUGCUUACUAUGCAAGUCUACGUGCUAAGAAACAGCAUACAGACACACAACAGGAGCCUAGUGUUAAUAUUGUCGAUGAUGAGGACGAAGACGAGGAAUUUGAGGAUGUCCCAAGUCUGCCGUCUACUUCUCCGACUAAUCACGUAAAAAGAAAACAAGAAGAUCUAAAUAAGAACAAUUAUGAUGACCCUAAAAAAAUAAAAACGGAAGAUACCACGGCUAAUUAUAAUUACUUACAUACAGAAAAUUCUGAAUCGCUUAACAUAAACGAUGAUACAAAAGAACAACAUGUCAUUAUCAAUGAUAACAACGAAGAAAACGUCGACGAUGAUGAGGACGAUGCAGACUUCGAAGAUGUUUGA